CCUGUCGUAGGGAAAUUUCCUUUAGCAAGCUUAACACUUUCUGUUGAAAGGGAUAUUUUCAAAGAUUUUCGUUCAGAUUACGAAAGAGGCGACAAAAACGUUUUAUACGCACAGCGACUUUGAGAACGAAGAGUGAAGCAACCUAGAUGGCAUACAAAGGUAACGUUUUAGCACUUGAAGGCUCGCUUCUCUAUUCUCCGAAGCGUUCGUAUCUGGCAGUUGUUGCCAUUGACUUCGGGACAACCUAUAGUGGAUUUGCCUUUUCAUUUAUCAAAGACCAAGGAAAGGACGCCAUUUUCAUGAAUAUGGACUGGGGUAAUGAACAAGGCGCUCAAACAAGCAAAACACCAACAUGCCUGCUACUCAAACCAGACUUGGAGUUUGACUCCUUUGGUUAUGAAGCAAUAGAGAAGUAUUCCAGUCUUGGAGAUGAGAGCGAAGAGAAAGAGUAUCUAUUUUUUAAACAUUUCAAAAUGGCCCUUCACAGUGACGAGACUUUGAAUAGCAGGACUGUCAUAAGGGCAGCCAAUGGACGAUCCGUCGAAGCCAAGACAGUGUUUGCACGUUCCAUUAACUUCCUUAAAGAUGAAGCUGUUAAAGUAAUUCGUCAGAGAACCGGAGAUAACCAUUUCAACGCAGAUGAAAUCCAAUGGGUCCUGACUGUACCUGCCAUAUGGACCCCGAGAGCAAAGCAGUUUAUGCGGGAGGCAGCCUAUGAGGCUGGUGUUGGGAAACCAGAAAAUGCUGAUCAAUUAAUUAUUGCUUUGGAACCAGAAGCAGCGGCAAUUUUCUGCAUGGAGAAAAAUAUGAGUGAUUUUCUAGAAGAAUCUGGCUGCAGAUCUGUUGAUGGAGUGCUAUCCAAAAUCAACACACAUUACAUUGUUGCUGAUAUUGGAGGAGGGACACUUGAUGUAACAGUGCAUGAGAUUCAAGAUGACGGUAGAAUUAGGGAGAUCUACAAAGUCACCGGAGGUCCUCACGGUGGAAUGUAUGUAAACCAGAAGUUUGAAAGUCUAUUGGACGAGUUGUUUGGUACCCCAAUGCUUCAAAGCUAUAGAGAGCAAUUUCCAUCUGAUUGGCUCUGCUUGAUAAAUGAGUUCGAAGGGAAAAAACGAGGAAAACGUGUACUUGACAGCAGCUUGAUGACAAAUAUUCGAUUACCGAGAAGCUUCGUAUCGCAGAUUAAACGAAACAGAGGGACAGGAAUCGACCGCUAUGGAGAGAGAGAAGUCAAGAUAAAAAGUAACGAAUAUCUUUCCCUAAGCUCUGGGAUGAUGAGGAAAUUAUUCACCCCUGUUGUGGACAAAAUCAAGGAACAUUUGAAUAACCUGUUGCAAAAGCCAGAGCUAUCAAAAGUACAAAUAAUGCUCCUUGUUGGCGGCUUUGCUGAGUCGGCAUUCCUCCAAGAGGAAAUAAGAAAGGAGUUUUCCGGAAGGAACAGAAUCCUCGUCCCCCACCACGCCAGCAUUGCAGUUGCCCAGGGCGCCGUAAUCUUUGGCAAGAAGCCUACCACAAUAACCGAGAGGGUUAUGGGUACUACGUAUGGCAUUCGUUGCUUAGGUGACUUUGAAUCGGGCGUGCAUCCGGAAGAGAAGAAAACAAUCAGAGACGGCAUUUUUAAGUGCAGAGAUUUAUUUAGCUGCUUUGUUAAAGAAAAUGAAGUUGUAGAACUUGGACAGCGAAUCAAAAAAAUCUAUCACCCUUCUAAAUCCACCUCAACAAGGGUCACCGUUGCCUUUCACGUGACGACUAAUCCAAAUACUCAGUUUACCACAGAUCCUGAGGUAACUAAGAUUGGGAACAUCAGUAUUCAGACCCCUGACACCUGGAAAGGCAGAGACCGAGAUAUUGAAGUUUGCAUGUAUUUUGGUGGAACAGAAAUAACUGCCACAGCCUGGGACGUAUCCAGUGGGAAUAAUGCACAAACUAACCUGGACUUUUUCAGUCGAUCAUAGAGACUACUUAUCGGUGAACUAAGACGUCUCUUGCAGAACCACAAGAAGUUCGGGUUGAGCUGGGUAGUUUUAGCAAAUUAAAUUUUUCACAACUACAAACCUGAGAAUAUUGUGGCAGUAAGAAAAAUUUUUAUUAAACACCCCAAGUACUUUUUACGCAUUGUGACAUGUCAUAUAAAGAAAUAAUAGGAGUUAAUCAUAUUUUCAGUUAAAAGGUUUAGGUUAAAUUUGUUAUGAGAAAAUUUAGUACACAGCCUGAACAGGAGACCAAUGAUAAGUGGCAGAAGUACAGUUUCAAGACUAAACCUGUAUGUCAUAGAUAUGGACGCCGUGGCCAUAUUCGGUAUUACUGCAAAUGUAACCAAGCUAAUGAAGGUCUCCACAGGGAGAGACAGGUCCUAAAUUGUGCUACCCAACCAACUUACUGUCAAUCAGAAAGAACUUCCACUAACGAAGAAGAAAAUCAAUCAGAUACUAAGGAGACCGCACUACAACUCGAAAGUCAGGAAGCUACCACAAACAGCCCAAAUUUAUCACAGAGGACGAAGGCGACACGAACAAAUGACCAGAGUAAUGUCACACCGAGAAAACCAAACCAGAAGCCAAGAAAGGUGCGAAUGUCAAAUCAGUUAAGACAUGUCCAGUUGCGUCUCGUAAAUGAAAUAGACAAGUACCCCAGCAACCUGACUACUACGGGUAAAAUCUGUUUAUUUAAUGGUGGCCACUGGUGAACACGUUUCAGCUAUAAAACAAGUUCUGGAGGAGAUCUAAGGUGAAGUUCUUUGUUCCGCGGUUCAGACUGCGAAUGACAACCCACAACUAAGAAGAAUUAUCUUGCCGCUACACCUAUAGGAAAGUCAGUUCCCUCGUACAGAACCUUGCUUAUGAUGUCAUUCUUGGUCGCAAUUUCCUCCAAUGCAACAGAGCCAUUAGUUACCUCGAUAACAACACUAUUACUAUUACAAAAACAGAAAAUCCACAGAACCAAGAAAGUUCAACCUCAGUGCCUACAAUGGGAUCGUUUACACCUCGAGAAAAGAAUGUUGAAGCAAGAGAACACGCCUUUACCAGUUAAGGUUCUGUGAAGCCAUCUGAAAGAAAUCUGUCUCCCUGUGAUCCGAAGGACGAGAAAGUUGCGCUCCAGUCACUCUUUGAUUUAUUUUUCGUUGCUAGGUCCCUGUCCGCAACAUUUCACACCGACGUAAUUAGUAACUUCAAGUUCGUUAUCCAAAAACCACUGACAUCCUUCGUCCAGGUGUCACCAAAGAAGGUUUGGCACAAAGAUGAACCCGUCUGAUACGCCAGCCAAAAUUGAUUGUAGAACAGAAGUUGACGAAGGAUUUGAUCAAUACCGAGAAGAACCUCCAGGAGUAGAAGUACCUGAGUUUCAUGAUGUACCCAAGAAGACCAUUUAUCCUCAAAGCCUUGACUGACUUUUGACACAAGCAGAGAGUACCACAUAAUUGAUGACCAGGAAGUUAAACGGAAUCAAGAUGAUUGCUAAUGUGUUAUUUAAAGGCCCAUUUCCAUCCGAGAUCCUUUGCAGUCGUUUGUUUUUGUUUUGGAAUCGCGCUA
Messenger RNA from Stylophora pistillata, 3530 nucleotides. RefSeq names its product heat shock 70 kDa protein 12A-like. Lineage: Eukaryota; Metazoa; Cnidaria; Anthozoa; Scleractinia; Pocilloporidae. The record is from RefSeq and is a predicted model, not a curated record.